Brenthis ino (lesser marbled fritillary) is the source of this 1026-nucleotide messenger RNA. Lineage: Eukaryota; Metazoa; Arthropoda; Insecta; Lepidoptera; Nymphalidae. The record is from the annotation of a GenBank genome assembly.
AUGAGGAGAAAAAAAUAUUACCAAUUUAUUGUGAGUGCGUGUGUGUUUGUGUAUGUUUAUUAUUUCUUUGGUGUGGGUGACUACAUUUACUCCAAGAGCUAUGAGGACGAUUUCGAUUACCCUCUAAACAUCGACAUACGACCGUUAGUAGAAGAGGUGCUAUCAGGAAGGAAACCAGCAGUCGCUCCAAUAAACUUCUAUCCAUACAGGUUCCUAACUAACUCAGGCAAAUGUUCAACAUUAGAAAAGCUGGAUUUGUUCAUCAUAGUCAAAUCAGCUAUGGGAAAUUACGAGCAACGAAAUGCGAUUCGACAGACAUACGGCCAAGAGAACCUUGUACCAGGCAUCAUAAUACGUACCCUGUUCUUCCUAGGCGUCGACACGCCGAAGUCGGAAACACAGAAGUUAAUAGAUAAAGAAAUGGCUGAUUUCAAAGAUAUCAUACAAAUAGAUUUUCAGGACAAUUAUUACAAUAACACGAUAAAAACAAUGAUGUCGUUCCGAUGGUUGUACGAGCAUUGUUCUACCGCGGACUACUAUUUGUUCACUGAUGAUGAUAUGUAUAUAUCCGUUAAGAAUCUUCUAGAUUAUGUUCAAGAUGUUGCUACUACAAUUGGAAGAAGUGGGAAUGGGGUAGGAUAUGGCAAGGAAAGUGUCUGUUACGCAGGUUUUAUGUUUAAGUCCACGCCACAGCGUAUACGUUCAAGUAAAUGGAGGGUAUCUCUAGAAGAAUAUCCAUGGAAUAAAUGGCCGCCCUAUGUGACAGCGGGCGCGUACAUUUUGUCUAAUAGGUGUAUGAAAAUGUUGUACGCAGGGAGUCUGUUUGUAAAAAACUUUCGUUUUGACGAUAUUUAUUUAGGUAUUGUUGCUAAGAAAGUAGGUUUAAAGCUCACACAUUGUCCCAAUAUUUAUUUCUAUAAAAAGAGUUAUACGUUGAACGGUUAUAAAAACGUCAUAGCGUCCCACGGCUACGGGCAUCCCGAGGAGCUGAUUAGGGUGUGGAAUGAACAAAAUGCUAAACCUCAA